Molecule: messenger RNA, 4195 nt
Organism: Labrus bergylta (ballan wrasse)
Lineage: Eukaryota; Metazoa; Chordata; Actinopteri; Labriformes; Labridae
Gene: trim62.1
Product: tripartite motif containing 62, tandem duplicate 1
Biological process (GO): protein ubiquitination; innate immune response; positive regulation of canonical NF-kappaB signal transduction
Cellular component (GO): cytoplasm
Molecular function (GO): ubiquitin protein ligase activity; zinc ion binding; protein binding
Source: RefSeq, a predicted model, not a curated record
GCUGUGUGUUGCUCUCCUUCCUGAAAGACACUCGCAUUGGAGCCGCUGAUGUCGCUAAGCUCAGGCUGAGACAAUAAAGGUGAACAACACGAUUCCUGAAGAUAUUGUCAACUCCCACAUGGCAGUGAUCCACUGACUUGAACAUUAAACCAAGUACACUCCUCUUCAGAUUACAUUGCCUUCUUAGAUGCCGCUCAGUCUCUGUCUUUGCAAAUGGCUUGUUGUCUGAAGGACGAGCUCCUCUGUUCCAUCUGCCUCAGCAUCUACCAAGACCCUGUCAGCUUUGGCUGCGAGCACUACUUCUGCAGAAAGUGUAUCACCGAGCACUGGAGCAGACAGGAGCCUCACGGAACGAGGGACUGUCCUGAGUGCCGCAGGACCUUCGCCGACCCCCUCCUCUCGCCCAGUCUCAAGCUGUCCAACAUUGUGGAGCGCUACUCGGCCUUCCCUCUGGACGCCAUCCUCAACGCUCAGAGGAGCUCCUACCCCUGCAAGGACCACGAGAAGGUCAAGCUCUUUUGCCUCACCGACAAAAGUCUGGUGUGCUUCUUCUGCGACGAGCCGGCACUACACGAGCAGCACCAAGUAACCACUAUUGACGAGGCGUACGAGGAGAUACAGAGGGAGAUGAAGGAGCAGCUGGCCACCCUGCAGGACAGUGAGAAGGGACACACUGAGGCCCUGCAGCUUCUGCAAAGGCAGCUUACAGAGACCAAGUCCUCAGCCAAGAGUCUGCGAGCAACCAUCGGCGAUGCUUUCGAGCGCCUUCACCGCUUCCUACGCGAGCGUCAGAAGAGCAUGCUGGAGGAGCUGGAGACGGACACUGCCCGAAAGCUGUCCGACAUCGAGCACAAGAUCCAGCGCUACAGCCAGCAGCUGCGAGAUGUCAAGGAGGGCAUCCAGAUCCUGCAGGAGCGCCUCAAUGAGACUGGGCGUCACGACUUCCUGGAGGGAGUGGCUGUCACGUCUGAGAGGAUUAAAGGGAAGAUACAUGAGACCAAUCUGACGUAUGAAGAUUUCCCGACAUCUAAGUACAUGGGGCCCUUACAGUACACGAUAUGGAAGUUGCUUUACCAGGAUAUCACACCAGUCCCAGCAGCAUUGACCCUGGACCCCAUCACUGCCCACCAAAGACUGAUCCUCUCAGAUGACUGUACCAUAGUGGCCUACGGGAAUCUCCAUCCACAGCCUCUGCAGGACUCCCCACGCCGCUUUGAUGUCGAGGUGUCUGUCCUGGGUGCAGAGGGCUUUGUGUCAGGCGUGCAUUACUGGGAGGUGAUGGUGUCGGAGAAGACCCAGUGGAUGAUCGGGGUGGCCAACGAGUCCGUCAGCCGCAAGGGCAGCAUCCAGAUCCAGCCAACCCGUGGCUUCUACUGCAUCGUCAUGCAUGACGGAAACCAGUACAGCGCCUGCACAGAGCCCUGGACCCGCCUGAACGUUAAGAGCAAGCUGGAGAAGGUGGGGGUCUACCUGGACUACCCCAAAGGCCUGCUCAUCUUCUACAAUGCAGACGACAUGUCCUGGCUCUACACCUACAGGGAGAAAUUCCCCGCCAAGCUCUUCCCGUACUUUAGCCCGGGUCAGAGUCACGCCAACGGCAAGAACGUGCAGCCACUGCGGAUCAACACUGUACGCCUCUAAGAGCCACAAGCAUCCGUGGUCUGGAUUGUCCUGACAAAUGACAAAAUAGGCAAAUUCACAGGACUCUAAGAUUUCAAAAAGAUGUUGAACAAUUUAAUUUAAAAAUGCUUAGGUAGGAUUUUUGGAAAAGGGGUUGUGUGAGGUACUUUUCAUUAGUCACUGGCAAUAGAUGACAGUCAGCAUGGCCCCUGAAGAAGCAGGCUAAAGUACCAACACAGCUAUGAUCUGCUGUUACAUAGUUUCUCUGAAUUUCAAUUGUUACCUCAUACAACUCCACUUCAACAAUCCCUUCAUUAGGGUGUUUGAAAUGUUUCUUUCUUUCUUAUCAGUUAAGAAUCGUGCUCGAUGUUGCUCUUCAAACCUGUGCUGUUCUUUGUGGCUUGAAACGACCUUACAAUGAUGGCCUGCACUUGAGCCUAGUUUCAGCAUCUUUAACUAAAAACAUGGCACUAAAUGGAGACAAAGGGACCCCUGGGCUCCUCCGGGGUCUGUGGCAGUGAUAUAAAAAGAAAAGAGUGAUUUCUCCUCCUAAAGUGACUGUCCCAGGCCCACCUUGCACACUCCCAGCGGGCACCACUCUCCUUAUCAAGCUGUAGGCCUAUCAGACUUGAUGUCUCCUCUCUCACACUCUGUGCUGUACAGUUGGCUUUGCGUAUGUUGAAUGUGAUUGACAGCACUCUGCUCUUUUUUUCAGCUUCUCUUUGGCCAUCCUUAACUUGUCAAGUCUGGUUCACUUCUGUGUUAGAUCACAAUCUUGGUUUCUCCUGCAGGUCUCGUCCAUAUAUGCGAGUUCAGUCUUCACCUUGUGAAAUGAGGAAAGCUCUUGUUCUGUGUGCACCAGCUAAUAUCUGUGUCAUCCAAAACAAAGUUGAUCAUAGGAUGCCCGUCCUGGCCACUUUCAAGUCCUUCACAAAUGUGGGAGGACAGUCUGUUUGGAAUUUGAGAUUGUCUGAAAAUACGCUGCUGUAAGUGGUUGGAUGUCUGUCAUUAGACUAUCAAAGCAAGUAUCUCAUCAUGCUGGCUUAGGUGUCCACUGCUUCCCAAAACUUAGAGGAUGCUAGCCUUUUGGCUAUUCUGACACUUGUGCAUUCAGUGAGUACAAAUACAUUUCUGCAUCCAGUCAUGUUUUGUCUUGUGAUCAAAAUAAGAUUAAAUCAUUCUGUCAAAGCAGGUCACUCUGUGAGGCUUAGACCUCUAAGUGUAAAAGCUUAACUACUCAGAUGUCAAAAUCUGAUAGAUCAGAGAUGAAUCAUUCCUAGAACUACAAAAACCACAUGUUUUCUCCUAUUUUGAAUCAUAUCAUGCAUGUAUACAAAUGUAUCCUGUACGUUUUUGGGAAAUGGUAAUCAUCAUGGAAAAUAAGGAUGAAACGAUGGACUGAAUGGCACAUUAAUGUACUAUCCCUGUGCGACUGGCAUUCCCCAGGCUGUCGCUGUGUUACAUAAUGACAAAAAUCACUGAUAAUACCCCAUGAGGCUGCCCCCAUGUAUUUAUUUACCCCCAUGUGCCUCGAGUGCUCUUGUUUAUCAGCAGUUGUACACAAGUCCUGCAGAAUCUGCUCCUAAGAGUCUCCUGUCGCUCAGCCAAGUCCAGCAUACAGAGAGAUCCAGUUUGAGUGUGCGUGUCUGUGUGAAUGGGCGGGUGUGUUUUUGCAGCUAGAUUUUAAAUCCAGCUUUAGUGCCCCUCAAUAAGGUCCAUCUGGCUGACCAGGCACACCCAGAUAGUGGCCAAAAGUGUUUAUUACAAAAUACUUUAAGAUCAACUUCACAGGUUAGUCUUUAACCCAACCCCCCCCCCCCCCUUUAUUUGCCUCUGUACAUCUUUGCAUUUGUAUGUGUGUUGUCUGUGUUGUUCAAUCUCCGGGCAGUGCCCUUGUUUUGUAGGAUGGGAUUACGGUAUUUGCAGUAUGAUGCAAACUUGGGUCAAAUUCUGACACCUGCAAGUUACCCUUGAUGAUGUUUUAACUAGCCUGGACCUGCACAAAGCAAACAUUUUCUGAAUGACAAUGCCGGGAAAAAAUUGUAGAGCAGUCCUUUAUCUGGAAUUUUGUCAGAAAAUGUUUCCAUGUAACUCAGAAAAAAAACUGCUUUGAACAACAAGUUUAGCAUAAUUAUUAAGUUGAAGGUUUAGACAAUCAUGACUGGUAUUGUUUUAUUUUUUUUCUCUUCCCUCUGAUUUACACAGUCUAGAUUUUUCCAUGAGGUUUCACCCGUUAAGCAGGUUGUUUUUCUUUUUUCAUGAUAAAUCUAAAAAGUCACAUUUGACCCCAGUUUGCAUGGUCACAGACUUCAGUGGAGUCUGUUUGAAUAUGAAGAAGGAGAUUAUUUGGAUGUGGUGUUGGGUUCCUGGUGGUGAUGCUUAUUGUUUAUAUGAUUAUAUAAUGAUGAUAACUAUGACACUUGUAAUGAUUAUAAUGAUGAUUGUGUCUUUUGGUGAUGGCAGCUGUGCACCCAUCAUUGUGUAAACACACUCCUGUGUGCUUUUGCUGCUGAAGGUUUGUGGGAAAUGUUUUAAUGUACAAUAAAUUACUGAUUAAAUCAGCUGGUUGGGUUAA